Messenger RNA from Dreissena polymorpha, 4525 nucleotides. RefSeq lists its product as uncharacterized. The record is from RefSeq and is a predicted model, not a curated record. The transcript has 4 exons. The coding region runs from base 65 to 1312 and encodes 415 amino acids. Lineage: Eukaryota; Metazoa; Mollusca; Bivalvia; Myida; Dreissenidae.
GAAGACGCCUAUAAUACCUGGAUUUCAUUUGAAGUCGCAAUUGGUUGAGGAAAGCUGUACGGUAAUGUUGGAGACGAUGGAAGACAAUUAUGAUACAAACACGAGGACGGUAUAUUGUCUGCCGGGUAUGCCGGCAUUGCCUCGUGAAACAGGAACAAGGAACAAGGUUCGUGUUCCAAGUUCGAAAAUCAAUCUUUGUGCUAGAAGAGCUAGUAUUAAUUCGGAUUUGACGAGGCGGUCGAAAAACAGUCGGGAUCGACGUCUUGCUACAUACUUGCAGAUUCCAGAGCACUUCCCUGCUUUGUCGAUCCGGCUCUCGGAAGUACUCGAUGGUAUUGGAGCCGGCAAAUUCACCGUAAUGGAGAGGAGGGAAACAUACUUGCUGAGGGAGAGCAUGGAGACGAUAACAGGGCAACUGAGGGUGGUUCAAGUUGAGUGUUUUCAUUUUGGGAGUCAAUCAGAAGGUACCACCACUCCUGGUCUUAAUUCUGAUACCGAUCUUCUACACAGUUAUUACCAUACAAACAUCAUGACAGACUGGAGAGACUGGAAGGCUGGGAUGGCUAACCUUCUGAUUCUUCAUGACGACCACAAUCCGCCGCAACAGUACUUGCUUCAGGUCAUCAUGCGAGACACACCGGAGCCGGAGACACGACUGUGUGAUGAAAGGUAUGUGCGGAAAGAUUCUGGGCAAGUACUGUUUAGCUCAGAACAAUGGAAAAAGGAAACAGAGGAGCAGAUAAAUAAAGAUAGAGGAGAAAUAACCAAACAUGGACCUUCUGUGAGUAAUUUACCCAACUGGGAUAUGGUACACGCAUUUCACCUUUGUCAUCCUCUUCCUGAAAUACAAAACUGGAUAGACAGAUGUAGAGGUAGACGCUGGCCGCCUGCCCAAUUACUUGAGGCUGCACAAGUAGCUCCGUGUUUCCUGGUACCAGCCGGUCAUCCUGAUAGUGAUUACAACCGUGAAGAAUGGCGACUGUCUCCGAACCUUAUAGAACGAUUGUUGAUGUUUAGUUUUAGUAUGACACAAAUUAAAUGUUAUAUUGUUUUAAAAUUAAUUAAACAAUCCUUAUUUAGUAAAAUGGUGGGUGAUUUUACCACAAGUUUUCAUUGUAAAACUGUAAUGUUUUACAUCAUAGAGAGAACACACCCUUCUCUGUGGAAGGAACAUAAUCUUAUAUUCUUACUUUUACUAUGUUUACACGUAUUAAGAAAGUGGCUGCGAUUUAGAAAAUUCCCUCAUUAUAUCAUAGAAGGAGUGAACUUGUUCGAUGGGAAAAUGUCUUUUGCGCAGCAGAGUCGCCUUUAACAGUAUGUGGAAUAUUUGAUAAAGAGCGACAUGCACGAUUUAUUUUAUAUAGAUAUAGAUAAAUUAGGAUAUCGGUUACAAGGGUGUGGUAUACGGCACAUUGGACAAGCUGGGGAAGUGCUAGGAUGUGUAGGCAUACAUAACAUUAUCAGUUUAUCACUGACGUUUGAGCGCUUGAGGAUAUUUCUUAUUCUAUUAAGAAUAAUAACAUAUGAGGUAGAACAUUCGAAUACAAUCUUCGAGCAAGAUAUAAACUGUCAAUUACGCAAUUGUUUGGAAUAUUACACGAAUGCCAAAUUGAAAUCAGCUGCUUUAGAAUAUAUUAACCACCUGUUCGCAUUAUACAAUUCAAUGCAAUCAUCUAAAUAUUUGCGACAACAAAACCAUGCUUUCAGCGAAAUUAUAAGGCGUUUCAAAUAUUCUUUAAAAACGGAUGUAGCUUCUAGUCGCCUCAAGUUGGCGUCUGUGCUUUACUGUUUCGGGCAUCUUCAAGCUGCAGUUAAAGUGUUGGAUGACGUAGAGAGGAGGUAUCAUAGCAAGGUAAAGGCUGUGUGUGGAUGUAGACAUAACAAAGAACAAAGUGAUCUCCAGGUGUUUGCUAACAUGAUAUCAGAUAAUUGUGACAACGUAUUAUGUGAACGACCAUUCGCAUUCUGUGCUAAGUUUGUUAGAGAAGAAGCGUACUGCGCUCCAUACAUACUGUGGUUUGAAAUGAAGCGCAACAUGACCGAAGAAGAAGUUUCGCAGAGAAAUUUCGUUGAUAAAGAAUGGAUGCAUUACGCUGAGGUAGACGCUCGUCCUUUCCUUCACUAUCUACAGUAUCUUACGUAUGGAGGACUCGGUGAACGCGACAAACAGCUACAUGCGCUUGGAAUUCUCGAAUCUUAUUUAUUUGAUCGAAGAAAUGAAAUCAACAUAUACCACAAUGAGACAGCGCUCAAUUUGCUUGGACACUGCUAUGAAAUGGAAGGAGACUAUGAAGGGGCAUUACAUAACUAUUGGGAGUCGUUGAGUUGGAACCGAACGAACAAUGCUGCUAACUGGCACAUACAGCGUGUGCGUCGUCUGAUAAGUACUUAACAAUGAAAAUGACAUUUUGUGAAAAUACAAAAUACCUUAGAAAAUAAUUUAUUGAGAUACACACGGUGUGGUCAGCGUAUUCUCUUAGUUUAAUUUUUUAAUUGUAUGUACUAUUAAACAUCACAUUUUCCAAGAACAUACUAAGUGCACGGAUAUUGUAAAAUAUUAAAAUCGUACACUUUAUUCUAUUACAUUUGCAUUAGUAUGGAAAACGAGCGUUCCGUGAUAUUGCAAUAGAUACUUCUAAUUAAGUGUAGAUUUACUUUUUGUAGCUAGUUUAAGAAAACCUAUACCAAUAGAUUAUGUGUUUUCAUGUCAAGAAAUAAAUCAUAUCUGGGACUCUGUUUAUUAGCUCAAUAUUUUCGGUCUUAAAAAAACAAGUCAAAGAACACGAUUAACAUCAAAACACGAUACAUUUGAACAUAAAAAAUAACGUCUGUCAUGCAAAUAAACACAUGACGUUAAUGUUCUGCGCGUGACAGCUUUAUCCCGGAAGUGCCGAAAUUAAGCUCAUUUUACUCAUCGUGUGUUUUCUUUCGAUAAUUGUAUUAAUUAAAUGAUGACAUAAAACAUAAACUGAUCGCAUGUAUCAUAUACAUAUGUACACUAAUUAGUAUUUAUAUAAUAAACGUGAGGUUCAGACGGCAAAAGCAGCCUCAACCAUGAUCCCUAAAUAGUAUACAUGUUUGUUAUGUUGUAGUUUGUUCAGAGUAAAACAAAAUUUAGUUGAACAAUGAAAGUUUUUCUAAUUUUACAAUAAUCAAAAUCGCAAAAUCUUUCUCUCAGCAACAUCAACCUUCCAGUUUAUGUUACGUUUUAUUCAAAAUUUAGAAAGCAUGUAAGAAAUGUUAAAACAUUUGUUAGCCGUAAAUCCAUAGAACCAUUCAAAAAGCUAACCUCAUGCUUAACCGAUGCACAGAGUGUUAUAUUUGUCCCGCAUGACCGCAUGUGACGCUUCUCAACUAACCUGUGUAUUUUCACGCGGUUUAAGACAGGAAGUACUUUUGUUUCAUUUUUUGAAAACUCGUUCACAUUUACACCUAACAUUUGCAAACAAAUUCCUUUAUGUCGAAAACAGUGGACAAAAACAGCGAAAGUUAUCGAUGAUCGUCAUUAUUUUACGAAAAAAUUAAAAAAAUCAUGUGUGAGCAUAAAAUACAAAGAUAACUGGUAGAAAUAAUAUUUGAGCCACUCGUGAAAAUAUUAUUUUCUAUAUUCAUUCGUGAUUUAAAAUCUUUCAGCGAAUUCAACACAUAUUUUCUAUUAAAUACGUUUAAAGAUUUUUUCGAUUACUUGUGAACAAAGCGGCAUUGGUAAAUACAUAGUUUAACACCUAACGCAUUAAUAAUUAAAGGGGAAACUACAAACAACUAAGAACGAGUAUCAAUCCGUACACGCUGAAUAACUGAGAAGGUGGCGCGCACGAAAAGUCAAUAGAAAAUGUGUUCGACGUCAGGAACGAGAAAAAAAGAUAGCCACACAAAAGCAACGCCAGAUGAGACGACCCCCAUACCCACUGCUACGAUAUCUCUUCUCUUCGGACAGUUACCGCAACCAGCUCUGCCGCCAUAUAAAUGAAAACACAUGGGCAAUUAGUAGGCUACACGGCGACGCACUUAAAAAGUUAACAAAUUACUUACACGUGGAUUGAAUUAAUCACAAUUUAUGUCCUUGGUAGAUGUGCAAAGUAAACUGUAUGUGUCAUUAACAAAAUUAAUGGGAUUGAUUGAACUAAAUUAAUCUGUAACAUAUCUUUGUAUAGUGUGCUUCCCAUAGUCCAUCUCCAUCUGAAUAGAAAUGUUGCUUGUUCAUACAGCAAAUGUUUAUGUUGGUUUUGGAUACACAAGCACAAAUACAUAGACGAGAUUACACGGAAUGCAUGAACAUUAAUGCUUAUUAAUAUUAAAUAACUGACCGAAAUAUAAAUAUAAGAUGCAAUCAAAAGAAAUACGUAAAAUGGUGUUACCAGAAGCUAAACCUAACUUUCACUGUAAUUAAUAUAAGGAAACAACCCUGCAAUUAAAGAAUCAAUACCAUGGUUUUGUGCAGGAAAAUUCCCCUUAAUGCCAGAUUACAUCUACAAAAAAAUGUAUAUAUUCAGACAAUUUUAUUUUGAAAUAAAUUUAAAUUAAU